AUGGAGGUCGACGGCAAAGGAGGAGAAUCUGGGACCACCACCACUCGGAGGAGGUUCGCUCUUCCGGUGGAUACGGAGAACAAAUCGACAACUUUCCGGCUGUUCUCCGUCGCUAGACCUCACAUGAGAGCUUUCCAUCUCUCAUGGUUUCAGUUCUUCUGCUGCUUCGUCUCCACUUUCGCAGCUCCACCUCUCCUCCCAGUCAUCCGCGAAAACCUAAACCUCACCGCCUCCGACAUCGGAAACGCCGGGAUCGCCUCCGUCUCCGGCUCAGUCUUCGCUCGUCUCGUCAUGGGAACGGCCUGCGAUCUCUUCGGUCCACGUCUCGCCUCCGCCGCUCUAACACUCUCCACCGCUCCCGCCGUCUACUUCACCUCCGGGAUCAAAUCUCCCAUCGGGUUUAUCCUCGUCCGAUUCUUCGCCGGGUUCUCGCUUGCCACUUUCGUCUCGACGCAGUUCUGGAUGAGCUCCAUGUUCUCCGGACCCGUCGUCGGGUCGGCUAACGGAAUCGCCGCCGGUUGGGGAAACCUCGGAGGAGGCGCGACGCAGCUGAUCAUGCCGGUGGUGUUCUUGAUGAUUCAGAAAAUGGGAGCCACCAAAUUCACGGCGUGGAGGAUCGCUUUCUUCAUCCCUGGCCUCUUUCAGACUCUCUCUGCUUUUGCCGUUCUCUUGUUCGGCCAGGAUCUUCCCGAUGGAGACUAUUGGGCAAUGCACAAAUCUGGAGAGAAGGAGAAAGAUAAGGUGGGGAAAGUGAUCAAACAUGGCCUCAAGAACUAUAGGGGUUGGAUAACAGCAUUAGCGUAUGGCUAUUGUUUCGGAGUAGAGCUCACGAUAGACAACAUCAUCGCAGAAUAUUUCUUCGACAGAUUCCACUUGAAACUCCAAACAGCUGGGAUUAUAGCAGCGAGUUUCGGUCUUGCCAAUUUCUUCGCUAGACCCGGCGAUGGAGAGUAA
This is a messenger RNA of Microthlaspi erraticum, 954 nucleotides long. NCBI's taxonomy places the organism in Eukaryota, Viridiplantae, Streptophyta, Magnoliopsida, Brassicales, Brassicaceae. The record is from the annotation of a GenBank genome assembly.